AUGGCAGAUAUUUCUGGAAUGAGCACCAUAGGUAUGAUAAGUACCGUAUCUAGUGCUAAUACAAUGGCUGCAACUACAACUGUCAGUACGAUGAUGUCUUCAAUGUCUUCAAUGACUGGUAUGCAAGGUAUGUCAAUGAGUACCUCAAAUGGCAUGCAUUCUUCAAUGAAUAUGGGAGGUAUGAGUGGUAUGGCUAGCUCCAGUUCAAUGAGUGGAAUGAGUAUGUCAUGUACAAUGAGCAUGCUUUGGAACUGGUACACCGAUGAUGUUUGCUUCAUCUCAAAUAAAUGGAAAACUACAACCAAAGCAAAAUUUGAUGGUUCUUGUGUUGGUGUUUUUGCUCUUUUACUAGCCUUAAAUUGGCUUAGAAGGUUCAUGCAUGAAUAUAAGAAUGAGUGUGCCAAAUUGAGAUUGUCUGCCGCCAGAGUUAAAAUUAGUUCUUGCAAAACACUGAAGAGCAGAGCCAAGCCUUUCAUUCAAAUGAAUAUCGGUCGAACUGCUCUAAUGGAUGAUUUGGCUAAUCCGUUUUUACAAGUUUUAAGGCACAAUUGGUUGAAUUGUAUAAGCAAUGACCAUUUUGUCUUAGAAGGAAAUAAGAUAUACAUAUACCAGUCAUAUCUAGAUCAUACCCUCAGCUGCGUUUUAAGUACAAUAGAGUGGAGUGUCCUUCACGUGAUUAUGCUCCUAUUCAUGUAUUUCAACGGCUAUAUAUUCAUCUCAUGUAUGAUAGGUGCGGGAGUUGGCUACUUUCUAUUCCAAUAUAAAGCUGUAAAGCCUUUAUAUGGAUAUACAUCACCAAAAAGGUGCUGCGUCUAG
Molecule: messenger RNA, 816 nt
Organism: Brettanomyces bruxellensis
Lineage: Eukaryota; Fungi; Ascomycota; Pichiomycetes; Pichiales; Pichiaceae
Exons: 1
Coding region: 1-816 (271 amino acids)
Biological process (GO): copper ion transmembrane transport
Cellular component (GO): membrane
Molecular function (GO): copper ion transmembrane transporter activity
Source: RefSeq, a predicted model, not a curated record